Messenger RNA from Cyprinodon variegatus (sheepshead minnow), 3274 nucleotides. RefSeq names its product 6-phosphofructo-2-kinase/fructose-2,6-bisphosphatase-like. The transcript is spliced from 14 exons. Gene Ontology annotation, cellular component: 6-phosphofructo-2-kinase/fructose-2,6-biphosphatase complex; cytosol. NCBI's taxonomy places the organism in Eukaryota, Metazoa, Chordata, Actinopteri, Cyprinodontiformes, Cyprinodontidae. Gene Ontology annotation, molecular function: 6-phosphofructo-2-kinase activity; fructose-2,6-bisphosphate 2-phosphatase activity; ATP binding. Bases 917 to 2329 code for a protein of 470 amino acids. Gene Ontology annotation, biological process: fructose 2,6-bisphosphate metabolic process; fructose metabolic process. The record is from RefSeq and is a predicted model, not a curated record.
UUAUGAUUAGUAUGACCCAGUUGUCUGAGAAUUUGCACAGGCAAAUUUAAGCCAUAGAUUUCUUCUACCCAAGCUUUUAAUUGAAUCCUGUAUUAAUGUCAGAAUGGACUAAUUAAAGUACUGAUCUGUAUCCAAUAGAGCAGGGGUGCUCAAGUCCAGUCUUCAAGAGUCAUCCUGUAACUUUUAGAUGCAUCUCUUCUCUUCUCACCCCUUGAAUCUAAAGUUUCAAUUCCCUCAUUUAGCACAGCAGAGACGUGGUAAUGAGCUACCCACUUGAUUCAGGUGUGUUAAAAAGGGUUGCAUCAAAAAGUUGCAGGAUAGUAGCUCUUGGGGACUGGACUAAAGCACCCCUGAAAUAGAGAAUCAAUGAAAAGUCUUAACAACUGAUGUAAACAGACCCUCUAUAUUCACUCUGAUUGAACUUGAGUUGCUUGCCGAUAAGAUGAAUGUUCUAAGCUUUAAGAGUAUUCAUUCUUUAUUUCAAUUUAACGUAGAUGCUUUUAUUUUGGCAAUCAUUUGAACUCUGAAAAAACACAUUUCCUUUAAUCUGUGACAUGCAAAUAAGUAGCUGCUUUAUGAGACCUGGCUCGACACGAUCAUAAUAAAGCAGCUCUUCUAUCAGUCAUUUAGGGUUUUUACCAAUACUCCACUUCCUAUUUCCAGGGCAAAGUGUAGAGCUUUGCUGACUGGACUUUAUUUGGACAGUAAACAUGACAAACAGACCGACCGACCAAUCACACGCUCCUUGAUCUCUUCGGGGAGCAAAAUAUCCUCUUCGGCUCCUCCCAUGCCGGUGACAAUGUGAGAAAGUUCAAACUCUGCAUGCUUAACUGGGAAGCUCCCUGUUUCUCCCUUCUGUUAAACCGAGACGAAGCAAAGACACUGACAGACACACACGCAGCCGAUUGAUUAAGUAAUGUCACAGAGCCAAGCGGAACUCACACGGACCCCUCUGGAAAAGACUUGGGUUCCAUGGAUGAGAAGCAGGCUGAGCAAACGCAGAGGCUCUUCGGUUCCCCAGUUUACCAAUUCCCCCACCGUCAUUGUGAUGGUCGGGCUGCCAGCUCGGGGGAAAACCUACAUUUCCAAGAAGCUGACUAGGUACCUGAACUGGAUCGGGGUCACAACCAAAGUAUUUAAUGUGGGACAGUACAGAAGAGAAGCCACACAAUCCUACAACAGCUACGAAUUCUUUAAACCCGACAACUUAGAGGCCAUGAAGAUACGCAAUGCCUGUGUAAAUACGGCUCUAAAAGAUGUAUGUGACUACCUGAACAGGGACCGGGGCCAGGUUGCGGUUCUUGAUGCCACUAACACUACUCCAGACAGAAGAGAGGUCAUCCUCAAUUUUGGCAAAGAAAAUGGUUACAAAGUGUUCUUUGUGGAGUCAAUAUGUGAUGAUCCUGAAAUCAUUGCUGAGAACAUUAAACAAGUGAAGUUGACGAGCCCAGACUAUGUUGGCUGUGAUAAAGAAGAAGCUCUUGCAGAUUUCCUCAAAAGGAUUGAAUGUUACCAGAUGACCUACGUUCCCCUGGACGACAACAAGGACAGGAGGUUAUCUUACAUUAAAAUCUUUAAUGUAGGCAGCAGAUACCUGGUGAACCGGGUCCAGGACCACAUUCAAAGCAGAAUAGUCUACUACCUCAUGAACAUUCACGUGACACCGAGGUCCAUCUACUUGUCUCGUCACGGGGAGAGCGAACUCAACCUCGUGGGCCGGAUCGGGGGGGACUCCGGGCUUUCCCAACGAGGGGCAAAGUUUGCCAGCGCUUUGGGUACAUACAUGCGUGGGCAGUGCAUCAGUGACCUCAAGGUUUGGACGAGCCACAUGAAGAGAACCAUCCAGACUGCAGAGGCCCUGGGAGUCCAAUAUGAACAAUGGAAAGCCCUCAACGAAAUAGAUGCUGGAGUUUGUGAGGAAAUGACUUAUGAGGAAAUUCAGGAACACUACCCUGAAGAGUUCGCACUGAGGGAUCAGGACAAGUAUCGAUACCGUUACCCUAAGGGAGAGUCUUAUGAGGACCUCGUCCAGCGUCUGGAACCGGUCAUCAUGGAGCUGGAGAGGCAGGAAAACGUUUUGGUCAUCUGCCACCAGGCUGUGAUGAGAUGUCUGCUGGCUUACUUCCUGGACAAGAGCGCAAUCGAGCUGCCAUAUCUGAAAUGUCCUCUGCACACCGUUCUGAAACUCACCCCAGUGGCCUACGGGUGUAAAGUUGAAUCUGUCUUUCUCAACAUCGAAGCUGUGAACACACACAGAGACCGGCCAGAGAACGUGGAUGUGGACAGAGACCCAGAGGAGGCGCUGGAGACGGUCCCUGAGCACAUCUAGAGGACAUCUCACCUCAGCCUUCAUUCUCUUCAGAGAACAUAUCUUAUUUUUAAUUUAACUAAUUCAGAUUUUUAGAAAAUCGAAAGCUUAAUGACAAUGAAAAGUUUCUUCGAUGGCAUCUUAAUUCCAUUGUUGGUGCACUUUAUAUGGUCCAGGCUGGGAUGGUCUGUGACAAAAACUGUUUUAAAUGUGAAAAACUGACUAGAUGACCUGCAUGGCUGCUCAACUGUUGGUAAACUGUUUUACACUUCAUCACUUCACCCCGUGCUGUUGUAUUAACUGUUGUGAUUUUCACUUAGAAAGCAAUAAGAGUCGAGGUAAGCCAUGGUGUCAAGUUUAACUGUUUAGUGUUAGAUUUGAAACUGUUGUUAAAGAACUGCCUGUUCUGUGAUCAAACCUCCCAGCAGAGCCUGAGAUCAAUGCUUCAGUUUUCCUUAGAUUAACGGGGUUAAAGCACUGGUUCUCAAUCCCAUUCCUCAGGACUCGCUGACCUGCAUCUUUUAGGUGUCGCCCAGCUGCCCCACAUCUGACCUAAACAAAUGGAUCAUUAACAUAUUUCUGCAGCACUUAAAGGCAUGCUGAGGAGCCAUUUCAGUGGUACUUAGCUCCAGUCCUGAAGGGCUACUAUCCUGCAGCUUAGGAUGGGGAUGGAGGGUUGUGUAACAACUAGAAUGUUGCAGGUUUAAAGCUUCUUUCCAGAGUCCCAACGCCAGCGUUUCUCUCUAUUUGGAUGCUGAGUCGAUCUGUUAUCAGGCCUCAGUCACAUACUAAGUAUCUGAUGACUUUGAUCAUUAAAUCUUUGUUACAACUAGUUCAGUUCAAGGAUACCAGGGGCGAAGUCUACAGUAGCCUAGAAGGAACAGAUGACUAAUUAAGUCAUGACAGGGCCUUUAGUGUUUGUUUUUUACCGUGCCUUUAAAAAGUAUUAUUUCCUUUAGAGAUACU